GUCACUGUUGGGUGGGCGGUUAGAGUGGGCGAAGGAGACCGACCGAGACCCGGAGGGGGUCUCGCAGCCGUGUCGGUUCCGGGCUCUGACCGCCUCUCUCUCUCUCUCUCUCCAGGUUGCCAACGAGAGGAGCCGCGCUGCCUGGUGGCCGCUCGGCCGAGGCCUCGGGAUGGCGAUGAGACAAACUCCAUUGACCUGCAGCGGCCACACCAGGCCCGUGGUCGAUUUGGCUUUCAGCGGGAUCACGCCUUACGGUUACUUCUUAAUCAGCGCCUGUAAAGAUGGCAAGCCUAUGAUGCGCCAGGGUGACACAGGAGACUGGAUUGGGACGUUUCUGGGUCACAAAGGUGCUGUCUGGGGAGCCACUUUAAAUAAAGAAGCCAAUAGGGCAGCAACCGCAGCAGCAGAUUUUUCAGCCAAGGUGUGGGAUGCUGUGACAGGUGAUGAAUUGAUCGCUUUAGCCCACAAACAUAUUGUCAAAACUGUAGACUUUACUCAGGAUAGCAACAACUUACUGACUGGCGGGCAAGAUAAAGUUUUGCGUAUUUAUGAUUUGAACAAACCUGAAUCAGAGCCUCUGGAGAUCAGUGGUCAUAGUUCUGGUAUUAAGAAAGCCCUGUGGUGUAAUGGGGACAGGCAGAUAAUUUCAGCAGCUGAUGACAAGACUGUAAGGCUCUGGGACAGGUCUAGCAUGAUUGAAGUGCAAACCAUUCAUGUUGGAUCAUCUGUAAGCAGUGUAGAGUACAUACCUGAUGGAGAGAUUUUGGUUUUAACCUAUGGAAAAACGAUUGCUUUUUACAAUGCACUAAGUCUUGAGCUGAUCAAAUCUUUUGACGCACCAGCAUCAAUCAACUCUGCUUCUCUUCACCCUGAGAAAGAUGUCUUUGUUGCAGGAGGUGAUGACUUCAAACUGUACAAAUUUGACUACAAUACAGAGUCAUACAAAGGGCACUUUGGUCCAGUCCAUUGUGUAAGAUUUAGCCCUGAUGGAGAACUAUAUGCGAGUGGUUCUGAAGAUGGAACUCUUCGUCUUUGGCAGACAACUGUUGGUAAAACCUACGGGUUAUGGAAAUGUGUGCUUCCUGAGGAGCUUGGCUCUGAAAACUCUGAUUCUAUCUAUGGCACCCCUCCAGAGGUAAAAGCUUGAGCUGCCAGCUUGAGAAAAAGGAGCAAGCAGCAAUAUUUGAUGAACUGAAAAAAGAGCAUGCCUUCUGUUUUAUAUGGUCACGGCAAAUGCAAACAUCUAAAUGGAAUCAUAUCAACUGAAGACAACUGUAGUUAACUGUAUAUUAGACAAGAACAUGGUGUCUGCAAGGAAGGAAAGUAGUCGACCAUUGCAUAUUCAAUGUAGCUGCCUCCCAUCUUGUGUUGGUCUAAUUGGGCCUGACCAGUAACAUCUGUAUAUAUUGUAUCUUGGCAGAAGUUUCUCAUUGAGGAAGUGUGGUCAAGUUACAGCUAUAGCAUAAUGGAUUCAAGUUUGUUUUCCUUAGAAAGGAAUCCAUUUUUCUUUGCCCUCCAUAAAUUCAAUGCUAACACUCUGGUUUAAUAAUAAAAAGUCAUUCAAGCUGUCUUGUCAUUCUAUUCAUUUAAAUGAUGUACAAUCUGUCACCAUUUCAGGCAUCUUAUUUUUGCAUUCAAUGCCUCAAGCAGUAUUAAACUGGCCCACACAUGUGCAAAAAUAAGCAAACACAAAAUUCAUGUGUAUUUGUAUUCUUCAAAUUUUGCAUGUUUAUGGGCUUUUUUCUGUUUUGUGCAACUAAAUGUAUGUUCAAAAGUACAUUGGAUCUGAAUAUGAGUGCUUAUUGAAAUCUGUUAAUUCUUUAUUGUCCACUGCAAAAAAAAAAUGUGGGCAGUAAUUGCAGUGCUUUAUCCGACAGGAACUAUAUUUGGUUUAUCUUGUGUGUUUACAAUGUAGGUUCGCAAUGUUGAAUGGUUCACUUUUUAUAGACAACAGCUUUGAUUACUUACAGCAUUAUAAGAUCAAUGAGUGUCUUAGUAAGUUCUGGUUAUAUUUAAUGCUGCACCCCAAUCAUGGGCUUGAGGGUGACCUUUUGAGUUACUGCCUGAUCCUGAUAUGCCCAUUUACUUUUUUCCUAAUUUUUCCCAUUUGCAGCAUUGUUGAGUUAUUAUGCUCUUAUGAAAAUGUUUUGUGACACUUGUGUCCCGAUUUAAAAAAAUUCAAUAAAAGUGGGCCAGGAUAUGAAGCCUGCCUUUGCUUUACUA
Molecule: messenger RNA, 2223 nt
Organism: Carcharodon carcharias (great white shark)
Lineage: Eukaryota; Metazoa; Chordata; Chondrichthyes; Lamniformes; Lamnidae
Gene: strap
Product: serine/threonine kinase receptor associated protein
Exons: 9
Coding region: 170-1147 (325 amino acids)
Biological process (GO): spliceosomal snRNP assembly
Cellular component (GO): SMN complex
Molecular function (GO): protein binding; RNA binding
Source: RefSeq, a predicted model, not a curated record